AAGAAAUCUAUACAGAUUCUAACACUCAGUUCUUAUCUCUCAAAGUCUUGCGUGGAUCUGAUGUAUCUUUGCGAUGUGACGUUCCUCUCCUGAACGAAUCCUCCACAUUGCUCUGGGAGAAAGACGGAGAAAUAAUAUCCAACACCACACUGAUCUACAACAACUCUGCCUACAUCAUCUUACACACUGUUGAUGAACACAGUGAAGGCAAAUAUUACUGUAGAUUGAUGGAAGAUGGAAGAGUAAAAACUGUAGGGAUUCACACACUUAAUGUCGCUCCAUAUACUUCUACCCAAAGUAUAAAAUUAAAAAAACAUUUCAUUUAUAGACAAAGCUCCAAUAAUAGUGAUUUAUUACUCAUCUGCAAAAAUAACAGGAAUAUUUUUGAGAGCUUUAAGUGGACCUGGGAGCCGAGGCCUAAUUCACAGAUUGAUCUGAUAGUCUCUGAAAAAGGAAGACAAAAUCAGUUAAAAGGACCAAUUGCACCAGGGAGAUGUUCUUCAACCGAAUACAACGGUCAAGUUUUAAUCUUUCACAUCUCACCUGUGUACUUCAAUUACACUGGAACAUACAACUGUUUUACAGGAGCUAGAGUCUACACAACAAUAACACUACACACCAUCAGAGUCUCAGUGGAGCCCCCUUAUGGUGUGUUGAGGAAUCAGUCAGUGGUUCUUACCUGUGAGCUUUCUGAAGUAACUGAGUCAGUAAGGUUGGUCUGGCUCAGGAUGGAGGGGAACAGAGGAGUUCUAGUCAAACAGCAAAUUAUGACUGAGAAAAAUAACAAGUUACAACUCACAGUGAAUCUAUCCAGCUAUGAAACAGACCCGCUGAACUGGCAGUGUGCAGUUUUUACUGAGAAUACACUCAGAGCUCUGGCCUCUAUAACAAGCAGUCUUAUCUUAUCAACUACAAAUACUCCAAGUAUGUCAACAGAAAAUUUGAAUGUAACAAACAAAGCAGUCAACAAUCAUGCAAAGGCAACAGUAUUCUGUGUUUUGGCUCUGUUUACUGGGAUUCUGCUUGGCAUUCUCUUGUGUUACUGUUACAAGAAACGAAAGUCAAUGCACUCUGACCCUCAAGAGUCUGAACCAGUCUACAUCAAUAUCAGCCAAAUGAGGAAUGAUAGAGUAGAGCACAGCAGCACACUGGAAAACAGAGAAAACAGUCCUGAAAUAUACCGUAAUAUCAGAAGAAACAGAUACGGAAAAACAAACAUAAAUAAAAGAGAUGAGACAACAGUUACACCAGACAGUGUGACCUACGCAACCAUUUUUUUUAACAAUUCCAGGUUCCAGACUUAGACAUAACUCCCCAAUAUCAUUAUGAAAACAAUAGGAAGAGAGAGUUUUGUCAUUUGUUUACUUUAAGCUUUGUGAAUCUCAAACUAUUGUAUCAUGGAGAAAGUAUAACGUUUUCUUUAUAAAACAGCAGAUGGCGCUGUCUGACUACAUCAACUAUCAGCUGAGUAGGUUUAGGGGUGUUGUGUGAUCAAAAACAUCUAACUGUCUUCAGUGAACCAUCACCAUAACCGGCUGAAAAUGUAUAAUUGCAUCCCUGAAUUAAUGUUGUGUUAGUCACAUGUGUACAAGCAUCAACUUAAGUGAAUAUUAUUAUUACUUUACAUAUGUUAUGGUAUUAUAGCCACCUUCAUGUAAGUGCAAGUAUACUAGUAAAAUGGCCAUUUGAUGGCACUGUUUGAAAACAUACUUGAAAUAUAACAAUAAUA
Molecule: messenger RNA, 1729 nt
Organism: Carassius carassius (crucian carp)
Lineage: Eukaryota; Metazoa; Chordata; Actinopteri; Cypriniformes; Cyprinidae
Exons: 8
Coding region: 228-1304 (358 amino acids)
Source: RefSeq, a predicted model, not a curated record